AUGUUUUAUCUAAUAGUUCGGCCUAAGAUCUCAUGGACACCUGCACUUGAUGGCCAAUGGAAGCUUAAUGUAGAUGGAAGCUUCUUACCAAGCCUCACUCAUGGUGGAACUGGAGGUGUUCUUAGAGAUGGUACAGGUUGUUUUAGAGCAGCCUUUGCAAACCAUGUUACCUCUGUAGCCUCUGCAAAGCACACAGAGCUGAUUGCAAUCCGAGAUGGCCUGAAAAUGUUGCAAGACUUGCAAGCUGAAAAUGUCAUUGUGGAAUCGGACUACCUUGAGGCAAUUUCUAACAUUGCUGAUCUGCAGGCUAUGCAUAUUGUUGAAGCUGGCAUCAUAGAUGAUAUUAGAGACAGUUUAGAGUCCUUGCACAAUGUUCGAAUCAAUCAUGUACCUAGAUCAGGUAAUAGGGUAGCACAUCGACUUGUUGCCAUAGCAUACGAGGCUGAUCAUGCUGUAAUGUGGCAUGAUCAAGCUCCUGCAUGUAUUCUAGAUGUUUUGAACUUCGAUUGUAAGCAACCUUAG
Rosa rugosa (rugosa rose) is the source of this 522-nucleotide messenger RNA. RefSeq lists its product as uncharacterized. Lineage: Eukaryota; Viridiplantae; Streptophyta; Magnoliopsida; Rosales; Rosaceae. Gene Ontology annotation, molecular function: RNA-DNA hybrid ribonuclease activity; nucleic acid binding. The record is from RefSeq and is a predicted model, not a curated record. The coding region runs from base 1 to 522 and encodes 173 amino acids. The transcript has a single exon.